AUGAGUGCAGAUGAAAAGGAAGUCCUGGCAAUAGCACCCAUACCGGUACGAUGGGGAUAUCCUCCUCUGGCUUUUCUCGUUGGUAAAGACUUUGGGAAUAUUAUCAUUUCCCGUUUUGUCGUUCUUCAUAAGGAGAAAGUCUCUGGAUUUAUUACUAUGGGAAUGCCAUUUUAUUCCCCACGAACUUUGGAGCUUCAUGAAGGCCAACUCCCUGAAGGCUUCUAUAUCUCAAGAUGGAGGGAGCCUGGGAGAGCUGAAGCUGAUUUUGGUCGCUUUGAUGCGAAAACAGUAGUGAGGAAUAUAUACAUUCUUUUCUCGAGAAGUGAUGAAAUGCCAAUAGCCAAUGAUGAAAAGCAGGAAAUAAUGGAUAUUUUGCAACCUUCAACACCUUUACCCCAUUGGUUCACUGAGGAAGACUUGGCUAUAUAUGGAGCUUUGUAUGAGAAAUCUGGAUUCCAAACUCCAUUGCAAGUUCCCUAUAGGUCACUGCAUGAAGUAGUAAACAUUACAGAUCCAAGAGUUGAUGUUCCAGCAAUGUUUAUUAUGGGUGAGAAGGAGUGUUUCCUUAAAUUUCCAGGAGCUAGAGACCACCUAAGUAUUGAAGGACUCAAAAGUUUAGUACCUAAUUCACAGAUAGUCUUUGUGCCAGAAGGAUCUCAUUUUGUUCAAGAACAACUACCUGAGGAAGUUAAUCAACUCGUGCUCAGUUUCCUUACUGAAAAUAGUAAACUUCAUUAAGGCAUUGUUGUUGUGUCGUUGUUGUCGUCGUUAAUAGUGUUGUCUAUUUAAGUGUGGAUGAAUUCAUCUG
This is a messenger RNA of Lycium barbarum (goji berry), 808 nucleotides long. RefSeq lists its product as uncharacterized. Gene Ontology annotation, molecular function: hydrolase activity. The coding region runs from base 1 to 738 and encodes 245 amino acids. The transcript is spliced from 4 exons. Lineage: Eukaryota; Viridiplantae; Streptophyta; Magnoliopsida; Solanales; Solanaceae. The record is from RefSeq and is a predicted model, not a curated record.